GGUGCGCGCGCACGCAGUGCGUGCUGGGUGCGGGUCUAGCCGGCGGAGGGGCUGCUGAGAGCCUCGCGGAGGGUGGUUGGCUGGUGGGUGUCGGCCUCUCUGUCAUCCCCGCCUCCUCCUCGUCUCGCGCUGGCCGGGGAUGCUCGCGCGCGGCGCCCCCUUGCCUGUAAGCUGGCGGUCCCGGGGGAGGGGGGGUGGUAGCGUGUGUGAGUAGCUGGGAGGGGGCCGCGAGGCGCUAGGCGGAGAGCUCGCCCGGGUUAGUCCGCCGCCGUCACCUGACUCGUUGGAGCAGCCACAGCUGAGAAGAGGAGGUGAUAGACGCGGCCGGAGAAGAUGUCGGGCCAAACGCUCACGGAUCGGAUCGCUGCCGCUCAGUACAGCGUGACAGGCUCCGCUGUUGCGAGAGCGGUCUGCAAAGCCACCACUCAUGAAGUGAUGGGCCCCAAGAAAAAGCACCUGGACUAUUUGAUUCAGGCUACCAAUGAGACCAAUGUUAAUAUUCCUCAGAUGGCCGACACACUCUUUGAGAGGGCAACAAACAGUAGCUGGGUGGUUGUAUUUAAAGCUUUAGUCACAACACAUCAUCUCAUGGUGCAUGGAAAUGAGAGAUUUAUCCAGUACUUGGCCUCUAGAAAUACACUGUUCAAUCUCAGCAAUUUUUUGGACAAAAGUGGAUCCCAUGGUUAUGAUAUGUCUACCUUCAUAAGGCGCUAUAGUAGAUAUUUGAAUGAAAAGGCUUUCUCUUACAGACAGAUGGCAUUUGAUUUUGCCAGAGUGAAGAAAGGGGCCGACGGUGUAAUGAGGACAAUGGCUCCUGAAAAGCUACUGAAGAGUAUGCCAAUUCUGCAGGGACAGAUUGAUGCACUGCUUGAAUUUGAUGUGCAUCCAAAUGAGCUAACAAAUGGUGUCAUAAAUGCUGCAUUUAUGCUUCUUUUCAAAGACCUUAUCAAACUUUUUGCUUGCUACAAUGAUGGCGUUAUUAACUUACUUGAAAAGUUUUUUGAAAUGAAGAAAGGACAAUGUAAAGAUGCCCUAGAAAUUUACAAACGAUUUCUAACUAGAAUGACGCGAGUAUCUGAAUUUCUCAAAGUUGCAGAGCAAGUUGGCAUUGAUAAAGGUGACAUUCCUGACCUCACACAGGCUCCCAGCAGUCUUAUGGAGACCCUUGAACAGCAUCUAAAUACAUUAGAAGGAAAGAAACCCGGAAACAAUGAAGGAUCUGGUGCUCCCUCUCCAUUAAGUAAGUCGUCUCCAGUCACAACUGUUACGUCUCCUAAUUCUACACCAGCUAAAACUAUUGAUACAUCCCCACCGGUUGAUUUAUUUGCAACUGCAUCUGCGGCUGUCCCCGUCAGCACUUCUAAACCGUCUAGUGAUCUCCUGGACCUCCAGCCAGACUUUUCUUCUGGAGGGGCGGCAGCAGUUGCAGCACCAGCGCCACCACCACCUUCUGGAGGAGCCACCGCUUGGGGAGACCUUUUGGGAGAGGAUUCUCUGGCUGCACUUUCCUCUGUUCCCUCUGAAGCACAAGUUUCAGAUCCCUUUGCACCAGAACCUACCCCUCCUACCACAGCUUCCGAAACUGCAACUGCUUCAGCCUCUGCCUCAACUACUACAACUGUCACUGCUGUCACUGCUGACGUGGAUCUCUUUGGAGAUGCCUUUGCAGCUUCUCCCGGGGAGGCCCCUGCAGCAUCCGAAGGGGCCGCCGCGCCAGCAACCCCAGCCCCCGUAGCCGCCGCACUUGAUGCAUGCUCAGGAAAUGACCCCUUUGCCCCGUCUGAAGGUAGUGCAGAGGCUGCACCCGAGCUGGACCUCUUUGCAAUGAAGCCACCUGAGACCAGUGUUCCUGUAGUUACCCCUACAGCUAGCACAGCCCCUCCGGUUCCUGCCACUGCUCCUUCUCCUGCUCCCGCUGUCACAGCUGCCACCGCAGCCACCGCCGCCCCCGCCACCACCUCAGCCACCGCCACCGCUGCUCCUCCUGCUCUAGAUAUCUUUGGUGAUUUGUUUGAGGCCCCUCCGGAAGUCGCUGCGGCGCCUAAGCCAGAUGCUGCUUCUAGCAUAGACCUGUUUGGUACAGACGCUUUCUCCUCUCCACCACAAGGGGCCUCUCCUGUGCCUGAGAGCUCUCUCACUGCUGACCUCUUAUCCGUGGAUGCAUUUGCAGUACCGUCUCCUGCAACCACUGCCUCUCCAGCAAAGGUGGAUUCUUCAGGCGUGAUAGACCUUUUUGGGGAUGCAUUUGGAAGUAGUGCUUCUGAACCCCAACCUGCACCUCAGGCUGCUUCUAGUUCUUCAGCAUCGGCAGACCUACUAGCUGGAUUUGGGGCUUCUUUUAUGGCCCCUUCUCCAUCACCAGUGACUCCAGCUCAGAAUAACCUGCUACAGCCCAACUUUGAGGCAGCUUUUGGAACAACACCUUCAACUUCUAGCAGCAGCUCCUUUGAUCCGUCAGUGUUUGAUGGUCUAGGUGAUCUACUGAUGCCAACCAUGGCACCAGCCGGGCAGCCUGCACCCAUUUCAGUGGUACCCCCCAGUCCAGCUAUGGCAGCAAGCAAAGCCCUUGGGAGUGACCUUGACUCAUCUCUUGCCAGCUUAGUAGGCAAUCUUGGAAUUUCUGGUACCACAUCCAAAAAGGGAGAUCUUCAGUGGAAUGCGGGAGAGAAAAAGUUGACUGGUGGAGCCAACUGGCAGCCAAAAGUAGCCCCCGCAACCUGGUCAGCAGGCGUCCCACCAAGUGCACCUUUGCAAGGAGCUGUACCUCCAGCCAGUUCGGUUCCUCCUGUUGCCGGGGCCCCGUCUGUUGGACAGCCUGGAGCAGGGUUUGGAAUGCCCCCUGCUGGGACGGGCAUGCCCAUGAUGCCUCAGCAGCCAGUCAUGUUUGCACAGCCCAUGAUGAGGCCACCCUUUGGAGCUGCAGCUGUACCUGGCACACAGCUUUCUCCAAGCCCUACACCUGCCACUCAGAGUCCCAAGAAACCUCCAGCAAAGGACCCAUUAGCGGAUCUUAACAUCAAGGAUUUCUUGUAAACAAUUUAAGCUGCGAUUUUUGUGACUGAAUAGGAAAAAAUGAGUUUGGAGACUUCAAAUAAAAUUGAUGCUCAGAGUUUCAAAGUGAGCCACCAGUACCAAACCCAAUGCUUACUCGUAACUUCUCUUCCAAAAUGUGUAGCACAGCUGUGAAAGUGAACAUUAGGAAUGUGUACUACCUUAGCUGUUAUCCCUAUCUCAAAAUUGUAGUGUAUUUGGGUUCUUUGUGUGUUGUACGAUGUAAAAACAAUGAAUGGAUGUUUCUGAUGCCUUUAGUGCUUUUCUGGACCUCGCCCAUGGACGGAUGAUGCAGCUGUUGUGUGGUGAGCCAGUUGGAAAGAUGUGUCUGUGUCUUUGAGGGUUUUGAUGUAUAUAUGACUUUUGGACAAACCUAAACUCUCCCCAUAAAUUCUCUGUAUCUCUGUUACAAACAUGGUGUGAUAAUAUCAAAUAGUAAGGAAAACACUCUUAAAUAUACAAAACUUCUUUGGUGUGGAGUACAUUUUUCCAAUCACAGGAACUUCAACUGUUGUGAGAAAUGUUUAUUUUUGUGGCACUCUAUAUGUUAAGAAAUUUUGUUUUAAAAAAUAUAUAAGGGUAAACGUCCAUAAUAAAUAUUUCUCCUUGAAGCUACCUUAUCAAGAAUGAAAAAAUCAUAUGGAAAGAAUUCCAUAUUUAAUCACUGCUAUAUUAAAAUGUAUAUUUUGAUUAUAUUUGACAGGUUUUGCAUCUAAAUUGACCUACCUAUUUAUUCAUUCUUGAUUAAAUGCACUGAAAAGUAAAGGGUCCGUUUCUAUCCUGUCCGUGAAAAUGCAAUUAGAGAUGUGCUAUUCAAAUGAUUAUGAAGACACCCCAAGGUAUAUGUGUAAUUUAAAGAUUACUGCAAAUAUUUUUAUUUUAUUGUGGGUUUUAUGUACAUCUGUUAAUUUAGUAUUUCUUUGUGUGUUCUGUAGACUAGUGUUCUUCCAUGCCUCAAUUGAGCUCAAAGUAGGUUUUGUUGUACCAUUGUGAUUAGAAUUGAAACUAAUUCAGAGAAUUGUAUCCUUUACUGUACAUACUGUAUUCUUUAAUUUUUAAUUUGUUGUCAUACUGUAUGUGCUGAUGGCUUGGCUUAAGAUUUUGAUGCAUAAAUGAGGUCACUGUUGAUCAGUGUUGCUAGUGGCUUGGCAGCUCUUUGUAAAAGCAUAUUGGGUUGGAAAGGUGUUUGCCUAUUUUUCAAAUUAUUUAAUAGAUGUAUGGUACCAUUUAAAAGUGGUUGUAUCUGAAUUUACUGUGGGGAUAACAUACACUGUAAUGGGGGAAAAUUACCUAAAACCAAUUUCAAAAUGGCAUUUCUUUCUAUUUCAGUUUAAAACCCAGUGCAUGUACGCCCUCUGAGAUGCAAUAAACACCUUGAACAAAGAAAUGCAAACAUAA
This is a messenger RNA of Odobenus rosmarus divergens (Pacific walrus), 4449 nucleotides long. It is a transcript of the gene SNAP91, whose product is annotated as synaptosomal-associated protein, 91kDa. Gene Ontology annotation, cellular component: clathrin-coated pit; clathrin-coated vesicle; synaptic vesicle. Lineage: Eukaryota; Metazoa; Chordata; Mammalia; Carnivora; Odobenidae. Gene Ontology annotation, molecular function: 1-phosphatidylinositol binding; clathrin heavy chain binding; SNARE binding. Bases 334 to 3033 code for a protein of 899 amino acids. Gene Ontology annotation, biological process: clathrin coat assembly; clathrin-dependent endocytosis; synaptic vesicle budding from presynaptic endocytic zone membrane. The transcript has 30 exons. The record is from RefSeq and is a predicted model, not a curated record.